Molecule: messenger RNA, 1974 nt
Organism: Monoraphidium neglectum
Lineage: Eukaryota; Viridiplantae; Chlorophyta; Chlorophyceae; Sphaeropleales; Selenastraceae
Exons: 7
Coding region: 1-1974 (657 amino acids)
Cellular component (GO): nucleus
Source: RefSeq, a predicted model, not a curated record
AUGCUUUCACCACACCCGCCGGACCGUGGCAGUGGCGGCAGUGGUGAGGGCGAUGCUGGCGGCUCUGGGGGCGACGACGUGUUGCAGCGGGUGCUGGACUCGUUGGUGGUGCAGAGCCCCAGCUGCGUCACGCCGGCCGGCCGUCAGCGCGUUGGGGCGUUCAGGCACCCGGCGGGCGCCCCCUGCUCCGCGAGCGCUGCCCUCAAGGCGACUGCCAGCAAGCCGCCAACAGCCCGCGCCGCCGCCGCGUGCCCCUCGACGCUGCGCGGCUGCAGCAGCUCCGUGCGGCGGGAGCGGGUCGGGCAGAAGCGGCGCGCGCUGCUGGACCUUCUUGACCGCGUUGAGGUUAUGGUGCGCGGCAAGGUGCUCAGGGGGGAAAUACCAGAGGAGGCCGCGGCCGCGGCGGCGGCAGAAGCGGCUGCGGCCGCCGAGGCGGCGGUCGAGGAGGCGGCGGGCUUUGCGGACGAGGAGGCGCAGCAGCAGGCGCAGCAGCAGGAGCAGCACGCACAGCAGCAGCAGCAGCCGCAGCAGCAGCAGCAGCAGCAGCACACGGGGCAGGCGGACAUGGACGUACACCAAGUGGACUUGCGAGCAAAGCGGCGGCAACAGGCGCCAAGUGGGCGGACGCCCGCGCCGGCGGCGGCGGCUGCGGGCGCUGUGCCGCAGUCGGCCGGGCGGUCUGCCCGUGUGGCGGCGGCCCUGCAGGAGUAUGAGGACUUUUUGAUGGAUCUGGAGGGCGGCUUGGAGGACGCGGCUGAGGAGGCAGCUGCGGACCCCACCCAGCAGCUACAGCAGCAGCAGCAGCAGCAGCAGCAGCAGCAGCAGCAGCAGCAGCAGCAGCUUCCAGGGAACGACUCGUGCGACACGCAGGUGCCCACGACGCCGCCGACCCUGCACACGCUGCCAACGCAGGGCGUCGCCGCGCCGCCCCAGCCGGCUGCGGGCGCCUCCACGCAGCAGCUCCAGCAGCGCCCGAUGCAACCGGUGUCGUUAGGGCAGGAGCAGGGCGGCAGCGCUCAGCAGCAGCAGCGGCGGCAGCAGCGGCGGCAACGGCAUGAGGAGCCGCCGCGGCUGGUGGGGGACCGCAGGGCGGUGUAUCAUGUUGUGCUGGAGGCUGAGGACCGCGGCCACGAGGUCGUGGCGCGAUGCAUCAACCCCUAUACGGGCGAAGUCGUCACCGCCCACAUCGGCCAUCCCUGGAGCGAAACCCCGCUGCCGCCAGGCACGCCCGUCAACCUCAUCGCCCCGAUGCGGCGCGGCGCGCCCCGCCCGGCGGGAGUAAUUGCAGACGCCGGCUGGGGCGCUGCCGCGCCGCCAGCGGACGAGGGGGCGCACUGCUUCUUUGACCACGGGCAGGGGCUGCUGGUGGCACACCCAGAUGUACUGCUGUCAGGCACCGUCGUCGCGGCCGCGCUGCAGUGCACGCGCCGCGCAUGGCUGCAGGAGCGCUUCGGCGGCACCCCCGGGGACAAGGCGCUGCUGGGCACGCUGGGCCACGAUCUGCUGCAGCGGGCCGUGGCCGCGAGGGCGCGCGGGAACGAGGGCGUCGACGCCGGCUGGCUGCGGCAGCAGAUUGACGAGGUGGUUGCGGCAGCUGGAGAGAAGCUGCUGGAGGUGGGCCUCACCGAAGAGGCGGCCGCGGCGGCACUGGGUCAGCAGGCGCCGGCGGUCGCGGCCUGGCUGGCCUCCUACAUGCCUUCGCCUCCAGAGGAGUACCGCCAGACUCAGCAGCAGCAGCAGCAGCAGCAGCAGCAGCAGCAGCAGCAGCAGCAGCAGCAGCAGCAGCAGCAGCAGCAGCAGCAGGCCGUUGGCGCCCGGCAGCCAAACACGGCUGAGGGCGCUGCCGCCGCGCUGGGCGGGCCACUGGACGCGGGCCCAGGCGCGGGGCUGGCGGCGGGGAGGGCGCUGCGCGCCUGCGUGGCGAGCGUGGCGGACAUAGAGGAGAACAUCUGGGCGCCAAAUGCGAGUCGGUGA